AGGAACUGCUUUUCCUAACACGCAUCUUGCAUGCAGCACUGGAGAACUGAAAGAGACCCCGUCGAUUUGGAGUAGCGGCAUACUUUCCUCCUCCAUCACAAACAAAUGGAAAAGAGCACAAAAACAGAAACGUACCUGAUUACAGGUGGGGGAGGGUAUUUUGGUUUCCGCCUUGCGUGUGCGCUCCAUGAAAAGAAAAAAGCCCAAGUCUUCCUCUUUGACGUGAGGCCACCAAGUCAGGAGUUACCAGAGGGUAUGGUGUUCCUUCAAGGUGACAUCCGUGACUAUGAUCAAGUGAAGAAAGCAGUUGAAGGUAUGGACUGUGUCUUCCACAUCGCUUCCUACGGCAUGUCGGGGAGGGAACAACUGAACCGACAUCUGAUCGAGGCGGUGAACAUCCAAGGCACAGAGCAUGUCCUCAGGGCGUGUGUGGAUUAUGGGGUGCCCAGACUGGUAUACACAAGCACCUUCAACGUGGUCUUUGGGGGACAGGUGAUCGAGGGAGGAGACGAGAGUCUCCCCUACCUGCCGCUGCACCUGCAUCCUGAUCAUUAUUCUAGGACCAAGUCGUUGGCGGAGAUGCAGGUUCUGAAGGCGAACGGCACGGCGCUGAAAGAUGGAUCCGGUAUCCUCAGGACCUGCGCCCUGCGGCCAGCGGGAAUAUACGGACCCGGAGAGCAGAGGCACCUGCCUAGGAUCGUGGGAUACAUCGAAAGAGGGAUCUUCAAAUUUGUGUACGGAAAGCCCAGCAGCCUCGUGGAGUUUGUCCACGUGGACAAUCUGGUGUCUUCGCACGUGUUGGCAGCCGAAGCCUUGACCCAGGAGCGUCAGUGUGUCGCCGCCGGUCAAGCUUACUUCAUCUCCGAUGGCAGACCCGUUAACAAUUUCGAAUUCUUCAGACCUCUGGUAGAGGGUCUGGGCUACACGUUCCCCAAAGUGCGCUUGCCCCUGUCUCUCAUCUACUUCUUCGCAUUCCUCACUGAGAUUGUUCACCACUGCGUCGGAAGAGUGUAUAACUUCCAGCCCUUACUGACUCGUACGGAGGUCUACAAGACCGGGGUGACUCACUACUUCAGCAUGACCAAGGCAAGGACUGAACUUGGGUACGAACCUCAGAGAUACGACCUGGACGAAGUUGUACAGUGGUUCAGAAGCAGAGGGCAUGGCAAAAGAAUGCGUAAUACCUCACCAGUCAAACAGUUCAUCCUCAACACAGUGAUAAUAGCUGCUUUUGUGGCUGUCAUACUUUCAUACCUCCCUGUUGUAGGACAGUAAUGAGAAUCUACCAUACCUCCUGAAAUAGUUUUAGAGUAUUUUUUCAAAGUGUUUACAUUCUCUUGGAUUUAAAGUAAGGGAAACCUUAAUAGAUGGAAUUUUAACAUAGGUUAACUGACUUGAUACUUAUGUAACUGUUACUAUACAGUUGAACUUUUCUGAAAGUUUUUUUUGACUGGGGUGCAAGCAAAACAUUCUGCCUCUUUAACACAAUGAAUACCAUUGAGGUGCUAUUUGAAUAAAUGUCGUCUAUCU
Chanos chanos (milkfish) is the source of this 1530-nucleotide messenger RNA. It is a transcript of the gene sdr42e1, whose product is annotated as short chain dehydrogenase/reductase family 42E, member 1. Gene Ontology annotation, molecular function: oxidoreductase activity, acting on the CH-OH group of donors, NAD or NADP as acceptor. Gene Ontology annotation, biological process: steroid biosynthetic process. Lineage: Eukaryota; Metazoa; Chordata; Actinopteri; Gonorynchiformes; Chanidae. The coding region runs from base 106 to 1275 and encodes 389 amino acids. The record is from RefSeq and is a predicted model, not a curated record. The transcript is spliced from 3 exons.